GUUCUCACAGCGCGGUAGCGUGAUGGCAGCUGACAACGCGGGCGCGAGAGAUCGCUUGCUCCGCUCGGUGCCAGACGCGUCGAGCUCUAGCAUAUGCUCAACUUCAGUUUGAUACUGCAUUUCGAAUAACAACCCAACUCGCCCACUUCUCCAACGUUCAGCUCUCACCGCAUAGUACCCUCGCUUAAUAUCCCGCGUCACAGUCAGACAGCCAGUGCUGCCCGCACCGAGCACACACCAGCGCACCACAGUCACCCACUCCACCAUCGCCAAACCUCCACUCUCCAACUUUCACUCUCGACAAUGGCACGUAAACGCAAAGUCGCAGACGAAAACCCCACGUCCAAUGGGUCAACGCCUCAACCCAAUGGUGCGAAGAAACGAAAGAUUGACUGGUCGACGGUAGACAAAGAUCUCAGCUUCAAGAUUACAGCAGUCACUGUCAGGAAACAAAAGAAGCCAAGCAGAUCAGCAAAAUCAAAGCAGGGCACUGGAAAUGGGCACGUCAGCGACUUCGACGCGCCCUUAGACGCAGAGACCACGCAGCCAAAUCCAUAUCCCGAGACGCAACUACCCGAGCUACACGUUAAGAUAACGCCUGCACUGUACUGGGAGGCUAUGCAGCGCUAUCGGAGGUUUACCGUUAACGGUGAGGAGUUCAAAGUCGGUCAGAUGGUCUUUGUGAAGAAGAGCGAAGAAGAUAAAAUCGCAGAAGGUCCAGGCGCGAUUGAGCAUUGGAUUGCCAAACUUCUGGAAGUCCGCGGCGGAGACCCCACCCAUGUCUUUCUCAGAGUCUACUGGGCAUACCGGCCCGAGGACAUACCAGGUGGACGACAAGCGCAUCAUGGCGACAGCGAGCUGAUAGUGAGCAAUCACAUGGACAUCAUUGACGCUUUGUCAGUGGAGUCAUCCGCAGACGUGGUGUAUUGGGACGACGACCCGGACAGCCUCGACCUCAAGACAGAUCAGCUGUUUUUCCGCCAGAAUUACGACAUUACAAAGCGCGCCAACAGCCAAUUGAGCAAACUGAAAGCGUACUGCAUCGACAAGAAGCCCUGUAAUCCGGACGAGCUUCUUCUACAAUGCCCACAAUGUUCAGAGUGGCUUCAUGCGGACUGUCUCAAGAAGCGAGCACUUCAAGACGCAGCACCGCAAUUGAAGAAGCGGGGCCGACCUAGCCAAUUUCAAGCCUCCACCACCUUGGAUGCAAGAAUUAAGACGCAAGACAACAAGGCCCGCCUGACAAUAUUAGAAAGACGCGACGGGAAGCCGAAACGCAAGUGGGACGUGGACAUACUAUGUCUUGUAUGCGGCGGGAUGGUAGAGGAAGCCAGCGAUAAAGCUUUCAAGGAGGUGCCUGAGACUUCAGGUUCUCAAUUCAACUCCGAUAUCUCUGAAGACGACAAGGACAACAUCAUGCCCACCCCGGCAUCUGUGGUUGCCAAAGCGCCCAUCCAAGAUGACGAUGCAGACUCAGUCAUCGGCGAUGCAGAGUCAGACCAAGAAGUCGAAGCCAAAGAUCCACCAACAAGCGAUGCUGAGAUCAAGGUGCCAAGAAAGAGGGGCCGUCCUCCCGGAUCCAAGAAUAAGAGGAAGCGCACUCCUUGGGCUUCAACUAAGAAAUCUACGCUGCCGCAUGCCAAAUAUAGGAAAACGGAGACAGGGAAAGAGUGUGUUCCUUCACAUGCUACAUACGAUAUGGAUACGAAUACGGUCGUGGAGAAGACAGGAAAGACGGCAUCCAGAUCUGCGAAGAAAGCGACAGCUACGACAACCCUUGAAUCUACAAACGACGCAACAGCGAGUCUCCAGCCUUUUUCACCACAAGCGGCCCCUUCUUCACCACAAGUGGCAUCUAAACCAACACCACUGAGUCCCAAACCUGCGGAAGAAGUCCUCCCAACUACUGCACACAAAACACCGGCUCCAGUACCCCUUAGCGAAUCAGUCUUCCAGUCCGGCGUACGAUCCGUGAAGAAACUCCUAUGGCGAGUAUCAUAAUAUCACAGCGAGGCCAUUUCAUUAUCAUGUAUAGAUAUCAGGCGUGGUGCAAUGGUAGAUACCCUUUCAUUUGGCGUGCACAUCAUUAUAGAAUACUCUGGUAUUUCGCUCUCUAGCGAGCGUUUCCUCACUACCAAUAUCCGUCAUUAAUUCACUGUUCAACCCACGUAGACGACCAAGUCUU
Messenger RNA from Alternaria rosae, 2185 nucleotides. RefSeq lists its product as uncharacterized. NCBI's taxonomy places the organism in Eukaryota, Fungi, Ascomycota, Dothideomycetes, Pleosporales, Pleosporaceae. Gene Ontology annotation, molecular function: chromatin binding. Bases 304 to 2001 code for a protein of 565 amino acids. The record is from RefSeq and is a predicted model, not a curated record. The transcript is spliced from 2 exons.